Aspergillus candidus is the source of this 3234-nucleotide messenger RNA. RefSeq names its product coma-domain-containing protein. The transcript has 8 exons. NCBI's taxonomy places the organism in Eukaryota, Fungi, Ascomycota, Eurotiomycetes, Eurotiales, Aspergillaceae. The coding region runs from base 1 to 3234 and encodes 1077 amino acids. Gene Ontology annotation, cellular component: nucleus. The record is from RefSeq and is a predicted model, not a curated record. Gene Ontology annotation, biological process: DNA-templated transcription; positive regulation of transcription from RNA polymerase II promoter by galactose. Gene Ontology annotation, molecular function: zinc ion binding; RNA polymerase II cis-regulatory region sequence-specific DNA binding; DNA-binding transcription factor activity, RNA polymerase II-specific.
AUGUUUUCCGUGCCUCGCAUCGCUCCCUCCUCGAGGAACAUCCUCAGCCUGGCUUCGCGCCAGAUCCCCGCUGCUUCACAGGGCCUCUCGACCACGGCACCUGUUCACAAUGGCGUAUCUUUACUACAAGACAAGGAGAAUGGGUUUGGCUUCGCCCGAUCUAACCCCAGACCCCCAAAGCCCCGGUCCAAGGGUGUCACCGAGAUUAGAGGGCCAUACUAUUCGGUUAUGGGUAAGCGAUACUUAUCCGAUGUGCUCGAGACAAUGGGCGAGCAUGUGGAUGGGUUGAAAUUCUCCGGGGGCUCCUUCUCCCUCUUCCAGGAGAACCGUCUGCGCGAGCUAAUUGACUUGGCCCACGAGAAUGGGUCCUAUGUGUCUACGGGCGGCUGGGCCGAGCAUCUUCUGACACACCCUGAUCCGAACACCGUCUUCGACAGAUACCUCACCAAAUGCAAAGACCUAGGAUUCGACGUCAUCGAACUCUCAUCCGGAUUCCUCUCAUUCCCCGAAGACGACUGGCUGCGCCUGGUAGACAAAGUCCACUCCUACAAGCUGAAAGCGAAGCCCGAGCUGGGCAUCCAGUUCGGCGCGGGAGGAGACACCUCAGAGGCAGACCUUGAAGCCAUCGGCACGUCGGACCCAUCCAAGCUGGUCAACCUGGGACGGCGAUUCCUGGACGCCGGCGUGGAGCGUCUCAUGAUCGAGUCCGAGGGCAUCACGGAGAACGUGCGCUCGUGGCGCACCGACGUGGUCUCAACGAUCAUGAAGGAGCUGCCGUCGGAGCGGGUGAUGUUCGAAGCUGCUGACCCUAAGGUGUUUAACUGGUAUAUUCGGGAGUUUGGCGUUGAUGUUAACGUCUUCGUCGACCAUAGCCAGAUCGUGCAGCUGUCGUGUCUGCGCCAGGGUAUUUGGGUUGUUCGGACGGCAUCGCGGGGUGUACUACGGAGAUUGAAACACGCCAAUUCCUCUUUCACUCCCAACGGUAUCUACCGAAUUCCUCAAUUCCAGCCCACAGUCUCCGUCUGGGCAGUGAUCGUGAUGCCGCGGGCCAGUCUGCCCUCCGGAGCCCGACUCCGCUGUCGCCGUGCAUGCGACAGCUGUAAGCGACGGAAACAGAAAUGCAACGGCGAGCAACCAUGUACGAUAUGUAUCCAACGAAAUAAAGAUUCCGAAUGCCAUUUCUCCGACAAGCCGGCCCGCCUGCUGAAGCCGAAUACGAGCGCCACAGACACUAUGUUGUUGAGCGAGCACAUACUGCCUACCCCGCAGCGGGAGCCAGCCAUGGAUCGGUUACUGAACUCGCUCGAGGAUCACAGCGGCACCACGGAGCAGCAGGCGGUGGAUGACAGGGACGGUAUGGCGCCAGUACCCAAGGUGGCGAGACUUCUACAGGACGGGCAGGGGAAAUUCAUGUAUAUCGGGGAUUCAGCCAGCUUGUCAUUUCUGCAGAGCGUCCGGCGCAUCGUGUCAGCGUCUAUUGGGAGAUGCGAGUUCACGGAGGACAACUCGCGUCACUCGAUGCUGGAAGCUUUUCAGAACAGUUCCACGCCGCAAACCGGCUCAUUGGUCCCUCCUCCGUGUCAAGAUGAGGCGCAGCGACUGGCCAACCAGUACGUGCUUGCGACCAGCCCGCUGCUCGACCUCUUUGAUCUUGACGAGUUCUAUUCCCGGCUGGUCGGUUGGGUAGACGACCCGUCGGGAGAUGAGGACACCGUCAGCUCGAUCUUCUACCUAGUCAUGGCUAUCGGGGCGCAAGCAUCCGACAUUGACCAGACCUCCGCCGAGCAGUACUUUAUCAGUGGCCGCCAAUUGGCAUUCUCCGCCUUCACCGAGACCCCGAGUAUCUACACUAUCCAGUCGUACGUGUUGAUCUCGAUGUACAUGCUCGGGGCUUGCCGUCGUAACGGAGCCUUCAUGAACCUAGGAAUCGCCCUGCGGGCCGCCUAUGCGGUAGGAAUCCACCGGAGAGAUGCGAACGCGCUCUUCUGCGCGCGCGAGCGACAGGCCCGCGAGCACGUAUGGAGAAGCUUGCGGAUGAUGGACCUCUUCCUCAGCUCCUCCCUCGGUCGUCCGCCCGCCACGUCGGAUUUCGACUACGAUGCCGCGACCGCCGCAGGGACCCCACUGCUCUCUCCGGAAGAACAGCUCUCCACGACGGUCGUCUCCUUAUGCCACAUCUUCGAACGCAUCCUAACGGAGGUCUACAUGAAACAAGUAGUCUCGCUCCGCGUCGCAGACGCUAUCUCCAAUCAACACCGGACCUGGGUCCGGAACCUCCCCAGCUUCCUCCAGCCCGAGACGCAGCGGCAAGACGACACACAAACCGAGAGAAGCACACUCGCGGCGGCCCAUAUCCUCGGCACAUACUACUGGUCCAUUAUCCUACUAACAAGACCAUUCCUCAUCUAUCGCAUCUCCCACCACGUCCACCGCAAUCGCGAAUCAACAGGCACCGCCGACUCCCAAAGCAACAGCACCUCCCGCAUAGCCCUAUUCGCAGACGCAUGCGUGUACUCCGCCCUCCGCUGCCUCGACCUCGUCGACGGCCUUCACUCCCAACAUACCUCUCUCCCACGACGCCUCCCCUUCCUCAUCAACUCCGUCUUCAACUCAGCCGUCGUCCUCGGCGCCGCCUUCUUCGCAGACUACGACAACCUCCUCCCGCUGGAAGACGGGAUGAACAAAGCCGAGCGAUUCCUGGACCUGUUCGUGCCCCACGAUCCGCACGCUUGCCGCUUCUUCCAGAUCGUAACGUACCUGCGCGCCGCAGUCACAGAGUACGUCCGUCGGCGUAACCGCCAAUGGAUGGAGCGCCGCAGCAGACAAGUCGACCAGCUCUUCGGCCAGGUCGGUCCCGUCAAGGACAAGUCUCCGGCGGCUGGGACAGCGAUCGACCCCUCCGUCCCAACCCCACUAUCAUCCCCCGGGAAAAUCCUCAGCGGCGCCCCAACACAACCAGGGGACCCAAACACCACAAUGACACCCACCCCCAGCGCACCCACGAACCCACCCGAGCACGACAUCUGGAGCACUCUAUACAGCAGCGGCGAUCCCACCACUCUGCCCUACGACGCGGCAAUCUCCACACUAACAACGACGGGUAUUCCCGUGGGGUGUUUCCCAGAGGAUGAACGAACCAGCCAGACGCCUCUCUCAGAUAUGAUCCUGUCUGACAAUGGGCUGUUUUACUCUGCGGAGGAUGUGCAUGUUUUUGGACUGUGGGGGGAGAAUUGA